CCUACUUCGGCCUGACCGGGCGGGAGGUCCUGACGCCCUUCCCAGGGCUGGGCACGGCCGUGGCCCCUGCACAGGGUGGGGCCCACCUGAAGCAGUGUGACCUGCUGAAGCUGUCCCGGCGGCAGAAGCAGCUCUGCCGGAGGGAGCCUGGCCUGGCCGAGACCCUGCAGGACGCUGCCCACCUCAGCCUGCUCGAGUGCCAAUUCCAGUUUCGACACGAGCGCUGGAACUGCAGCCUGGAGGGGAGGACCGGCCUGCUCAAGAGAGGUUUCAAGGAGACGGCCUUCCUGUACGCAGUGUCCUCGGCCGCCCUCACCCACACUCUGGCCCGGGCCUGCAGCGCCGGCCGCAUGGAGCGCUGCACCUGUGACGACUCUCCGGGCCUGGAGAGCCGGCAGGCCUGGCAGUGGGGCGUGUGCGGCGACAACCUCAAGUACAGCACCAAGUUCCUGAGCAACUUCCUGGGGCCCAAGAGAGGAAGCAAAGACCUGAGGGCCCGGGCGGAUGCUCACAACACCCACGUGGGCAUCAAGGCAGUGAAGAGUGGCCUCAGGACCACGUGUAAGUGCCACGGCGUGUCGGGCUCCUGCGCCGUGCGCACCUGCUGGAAGCAGCUCUCCCCCUUCCGAGAGACGGGCCAGGCGCUCAAGCUGCGCUAUGACUCAGCCGUCAAGGUGUCCAGCGCCACCAACGAGGCCUUGGGCCGCCUGGAGCUGUGGGCCCCUGCCCGGCCCGGCAGCCCCACCAAGGGCCUGGCCCCGCGGCCUGGGGACCUGGUCUACAUGGAAGACUCGCCCAGUUUCUGCCGGCCCAGCAAGUACUCGCCCGGCACGGGGGGCAGGGCGUGCUCCCGGGAGGCCAGCUGCAGCAGCCUGUGCUGCGGGCGGGGCUACGACACCCAGAGCCGCCUGGUGGCCUUCUCCUGCCACUGCCAAGUUCAGUGGUGCUGCUACGUGGAGUGCCAGCAGUGCGUGCAGGAGGAGCUCCUGUACACCUGCAAACACUAGGCGGGCUGCCCCGGGUGCCCGGAGGCGCUGCCAGGACCCCUGGCGCUCGGCCCCCUUGA
Messenger RNA from Leptonychotes weddellii (Weddell seal), 1066 nucleotides. RefSeq names its product Wnt family member 9B (gene WNT9B). The record is from RefSeq and is a predicted model, not a curated record. Gene Ontology annotation, cellular component: extracellular region. Lineage: Eukaryota; Metazoa; Chordata; Mammalia; Carnivora; Phocidae. Gene Ontology annotation, molecular function: cytokine activity; frizzled binding. Gene Ontology annotation, biological process: multicellular organism development; canonical Wnt signaling pathway; cell fate commitment.